GUCGCAACAUCUCGUCAUCUCGCUACACUGCAGUAUCAGCGACUCAAAAACGCUGUUUAGCAAACGAUCUCACGAUCGAUCGCAAACUGUUCAUACAGUUUGUUAGGAUUUGUAGUUAACUUUAUCGAAUAAAUCGUGCGAUGGAGUGGGAGUGGACCAAAGACAAAACUUUGAAACUAAUUGAAUUGUUACAAGUGAACGCAAGCCUCUGGAACCCUUCGUUAUGUGACACACGUAGAGAGAAACAGAAAAGAAAAGAAGAAUUACGUGCUAUUGCUGAUAUAUUAGGAAUAUCUGUGCCUGAUACAACGAAAAAGAUACAGCAUUUACGAACUCAGUACAAUAGAGAAUCUGCAAAAGAAGCGCGCGUUAACGCAGAGGAUCCUAACGAUAGAUAUGUCAGUAACUGGUACGCUUACGAAUAUCUUCAUUUCAUGAAAGAUUCGAGUAAAGUCUACAAAAUACUACAAUCUGUGGAUUUACCAGACAGCAUAUCAAGUCAAAGUGACACCACAUCGGCAUUGACAGACUGCAAACUUUUUAAUUUAUCCCCACCUCACAAAGUUGCAAGAACAGAGGUACUUCAUCCAGUGAAAUCAGAAAUAGUACACCAAUCAUCACCGAGACAUCGAGAUGAAUUUUCUGUGUUCGGAGAAUACAUCGCUAAUGAGUUAAGAUCAUUAAAAGGUGAGAAAAAUCUGCUUGUUGCUAAGAAAAAGAUACAAGAUGUUAUAUUUGAGGUUAAAAUGGGUAUGAUGAAUGAAGGGAGGGUAGAACAAAGUACUACUUGUACUGUAUUUGCUCAUGCUAGUCAGCCAAGUUCACUUCAUUCAAGUAAAUUGUAUACAGCGCCUGUAAUGACAGCACCACCUACGACUGGUAUCGGUGAAAUCAUUAUAAAUGGGCCUUGCCAUUAUUCAAAUUUUAAAGUUGAUACCCAAUAGCAGUGUCCUCCACUUCCCAACGGGGAAGUGGACAAAAAUGAUGGCUAUGCUAUUACAAAUUAAGUGUACAAUGUUUUGUCUUGAAAUUUGUUAAUAAAAUGUAAUUACUAUUAUUAAAAUUGCAGUACAUUGGUAAUUUUUACUGUGAAACAUUUUAUAAAUAUUUGCAAUUUAAACAAAGAUGUUAACAUUGAUUUAAAUUAAUUAGGGUCCUAAUGAAAGUGUACAGUUUGGCUAAAUUUUGUAUUUUGCCUGACAGAUAACAGAGAUAAGACUUAUUUUAAUAUCAACAGAACAUAUUGUUUAUUUAUAUACUUAAAUGUAAGUAUUUUUGUAAACAUUUUA
Papilio polytes (common Mormon) is the source of this 1289-nucleotide messenger RNA. RefSeq lists its product as uncharacterized. Lineage: Eukaryota; Metazoa; Arthropoda; Insecta; Lepidoptera; Papilionidae. The transcript is spliced from 2 exons. Bases 141 to 944 code for a protein of 267 amino acids. The record is from RefSeq and is a predicted model, not a curated record.